Molecule: messenger RNA, 1503 nt
Organism: Pangasianodon hypophthalmus (striped catfish)
Lineage: Eukaryota; Metazoa; Chordata; Actinopteri; Siluriformes; Pangasiidae
Gene: gpsm1a
Product: G protein signaling modulator 1a
Exons: 3
Coding region: 245-730 (161 amino acids)
Molecular function (GO): GTPase regulator activity; protein binding
Source: RefSeq, a predicted model, not a curated record
AAUCCCGCUCAUAGGAAAACUGGGUGUGUGAAAAUGGCAAGUGCACCACGCUUUGCUGGAUUAUAAAGAUCUCUUUUAUCUCCUAUUCUGUUUUUCUUUUUUUAAAUUACGGAAGAAGAUAAGAAAGCUGGGAACCUCUGCUCAAUAACAAACACGUUUGGGUGUCGGGCAAGAAAGCCAAAGCCAGGGCUCCCCUAAUGAGGAAUCCCUCCUCACAGUCCUCUGUGAUUAUACAAGCAGCCACAUGGAAAACCGGCGCUGUCAGCAUCUUCCACAGCCCAAUGGCCAGCCAGGAGAGGCCCCAGCUGGAGCCCGGUCUGAAUGUGAGUCCCCACUGCUUUCCGGAGCCACCUCGCUCAUCUCCCUCACCCAGACGGAGGAGCUCUUUGAUCUGAUAGCCAGCUCACAGAGCCGCCGACUAGACGACCAGAGGGCCAGUAUAGGAGAUCGGCUGGGUAUCACGAUAGCACAGAACAGCAUUGGCCAUCAUUGUGAAGCCUGUAAUCCACAGGAGCUUAGUGAUGAAUUCUUUAACAUGCUCAUAAAAUAUCAGUCCUCCCGGAUCAAUGACCAGAGGUGCUCACUGCCUCCAGUUCCGGAUCCAGAUGAAGACUUUUUCAGUCUCAUUCAAAGAGUACAGGCUAAACGAAUGGAUGAACAGCGAGUCUCCUUCCAUCCUGAUGAGGAUGAUGCCACAGACUCUGACCCCAAGUCCAAGCCAGCCAGUUAGAGACUGCAGCAUGUAAGAGUGACUUCUGCUGCCAUGUUUAAGUACUGACAUUGAUGAGCUCAUCCUGGUAGAGAACUCUAUACCAAAGUCUGGGCGGACUUUGGUGGAACUAGUUGAAGUCCCAACUUGGCCCAGAUUUGUGGCAUAAAGUCUGGAAUACAGUUUCUCAAUCCUAGAGCAUCACUGCAAAAGCACAUUUUAGUGUCUUCUCUCCUCCCAGCACACCUGAAUGAACCCAUUAACUCAUUAACGGGUCCCUCAUGUUCUAACAUGGACAGUCUCAUGAGUUUCAAAAGAGUGUGUUACAGUAGAAAACAUGCUCAAUUGUAUAUGGAACAGGUACCUUAGAAAACACUUCUAGAAAACAGGCCUAAAUAUUAUUAGACCAUUAGACCACAUUGUCUGAGGGAAUGGGGAAAAAGAAUCUGCUCUGCAAAUAUGUUUGUUCAGAUUCCAGUUCAACAAGCCACCAUGGAAAAUGUCUUAAUAAUUUUUAAUGGUAAUUCUACUAACUGUCAGUGUCACAGCAACUGUCACACAUUUUCAUUUUCAGGUCAAGUGGAAAAUAAUGUCCCACCACACUCUGAAUAUGAAUCUGUUGGGUCCGAGCAGAUGGCAGUGAUGUAUUUAGCAUAUGGUAACCUAUCAUGGGACCUCUGGGUCAUUUGGCUUCAAUAAACUUAUUCAUAAGAAAAUUAAUAAAGCAAAAAAUAGUAAUUAACUACAGAAGGCACACUCCAAUCCAAAAACUAUUAAACUAAGCUUGAACGAUG